Lachancea thermotolerans CBS 6340 is the source of this 2142-nucleotide messenger RNA. It is a transcript of the gene HMI1, whose product is annotated as ATP-dependent 3'-5' DNA helicase. Lineage: Eukaryota; Fungi; Ascomycota; Saccharomycetes; Saccharomycetales; Saccharomycetaceae. The transcript has a single exon. Gene Ontology annotation, molecular function: DNA binding; ATP binding; hydrolase activity. The record is from RefSeq and is a predicted model, not a curated record. Gene Ontology annotation, biological process: recombinational repair. Gene Ontology annotation, cellular component: nucleus. Bases 1 to 2142 code for a protein of 713 amino acids.
AUGCCCACUCCAACUCCAUCACAAAACGAAGUCAUCCAGUGCGCCUAUGAACCUGCCACAACAGUAAAGGUGAUAGCGGGCCCCGGGUCUGGCAAGACUUUAACACUUAUGCUCAAAGUUAGAGAACUCAUUUCGAAAGGAAUCGUUGGGGCGGACGAGGUGUUAGUACUAUCCCUAACCAAUAAAGCUGUUGACAAUGUUAUCAAUCAGUUGAAUAGUAUUUUCAGUGAGCUAGAAACAACAACAGACGGAAUUCAGGGGGACGUUUUGACUGAUCUUGUUGCUCAGAUUGGUGUUUACACUAUUCAUGGCCUGGCCAACCGAGUCGUUGUCGAAAAUGAAGGUUUAGUAAAUAUAAUAGAGGAGAACGGAUGGAGGGGUCUUUCAAAGCUCAUUCCUGCAAAUUUGCUGAAGAAAUACGUUUCGGGUCGUCGUGGCACUACUCUCACCCCAAAAAUGUUUGAGCGUUUGUUCAGAGAGUACCAGGCCAAAGGAACAGUCAAUGAGAAGGAUGCUGCUAUGGAACAAAUUGUUACAAUUAUGAAAGCAUCGAAAGUUUUUACAAACGAGGAACUCAUUUCACUAGCGACAAAGUACUUACGAUCAGGUGCUGCAAAUCAAGCGAGCGAACUACCGUCAAUGACCAACGGCUUGCUUCACAAAUACAAAGUCGUGAUAGUUGAUGAAUAUCAAGAUCUUUUCCCUUCUUUAGGCCCAUUCCUCUCGGCAAUAUCACAAAAUAAACAGCUAUUUCUUUUUGGCGACCCACAUCAGAGCAUUUACGGUUUUCUCGGAGACAACAGAUCAGUUAUUCGCUUCCUUGAAAGUAUGCGCCCUCCUGAAAACUUGAAAGUUUUCCAUCUUUAUGAUAACUUCAGAUCGACACCUGAAAUAACAAGAUGGGCAAAUGCUGUAGCUGGGGAUGUUUCCAGAGCUGUAACAAAUAACAAUGCAUUUUUCUCUAAAGAACCCAUGGGAAUCGAACCGUCACUGGUUGACAUCGCGGAUCCCCUGGAAGAACUAGAGAUUAUCACGGACAAAAUCUGUCAGCUUGUCAGUAAUUCAGUCAAGCUGUCUGAUAUCGCAGUUCUUACAAGGACAAACGCCCAGCUUAAAGCCGUGGGCGAUCACUUUUCCUCUUAUGGGAUACCUACUGAAAAGCUGACAGCACAGCCAGAUUGGAUAUCAGACAAAAAUAUCAAGUUUCUUGUUGACUUACUGAAAACGUGUAUGCUAGUCAGUAGGGAGAAGAGAUUCGUUGAAGGAGCGGGCCAGCAUCAGAGUGAUUUUAGCGUGAUCGUGACACUGAGCUCACUAAAAGGCGUGAGUAACCAAUCCAUACAGACACUUUUCGGCGAAGCCCAAAAGGCAAAUAUUUCGUUGUGGAAUUUCAUUUCACAAAGCCGUCAAUGGCCAACCGGCGUGUCUAAUCGAACUAGAAUAGAGAGCUUCGUUAGACACUUGGAGCCUUUGCUGGAAUAUUUGGAAUCUAGCCAGCCGCUAACAGCUAUCUCGAUCAUUUCAAGAUUGGUGACAGUUUCUCAUCAAAUUGGUUUUAAACCGGACGAAAUAAAAAAUGAAAAUGAUUUAGAAAUAUUCAGAGAGCACUUGAUAGAGAUGCUGGGCGUUUUGAAAUUGUGUUCCAGUACCAGACCACAGAACGUCUCGCUCACAGAGUGGUUCUUGGAGACUUGGAUGGAUCAGCACUCCUCUUUCAUACAGCAUGCUGCGAACGAGCGCAGCAACAUACAUGACCUUGGAGCGGUUAAAAUUUCAACCAUACAUUCAUCGAAGGGUUUAGAAUUCCCUGUUGUCUUUCUAUCAGGUAGUUCAAAUUCAAACUUCCCAAUAGAAAAGAACGCACUAUAUGUGGGGAUGACACGGGCUCGUAAUCUUUUGUACAUGAUGAACGUGAAAAACAAAUUUUUGCCCCCUCCAAACCCUGAAAGUGGUACGGGAAUAUUUGACAACCAGAAAAUAUGGAACUACUACAACAAGGAUUUGAAUAGGCCAAUUGGCAGGCAGCUGGAGUCAAGCCUGCAAAAGUACCGCGCCGUCAACCAAAAAUUUAGCCUCAACCCCUCUGUGAGAGCUUAUAGCACGAUGGUGCGUAUGGUAUGUAACUCGCUCAAACACAUCUAG